Molecule: messenger RNA, 3785 nt
Organism: Puntigrus tetrazona (Sumatra barb)
Lineage: Eukaryota; Metazoa; Chordata; Actinopteri; Cypriniformes; Cyprinidae
Product: cortexin domain-containing 1
Exons: 4
Coding region: 728-907 (59 amino acids)
Source: RefSeq, a predicted model, not a curated record
AAGCGGUUCAGGCUUAGUUUGGUGCUCCUGCAUCAUUACAUCUGAUUUUAGUCAUUCCUCAGGUUUACGUGUGGACAUAUGCUCAAGACCGCAUUUCUGGAUUACAAUUUUGUUCCAGGGUCGACGAAAUAUGAACUCGGCAACAUCGGGAUGUAUGCGACCCCGUCUGCAAGCCCCGUCUAAACUCUCAAAAAGAACAAGUUUCACGCAGAAGCAAUGCAGUAAGAGUGUGCGCUGAGCUGCAGCAGCAUCAGUGUCUCGGUGUCAGCCGCUCUGCAGCAUGCCUCGGGAAACACGCUCGAUCCACACUUUCAGCUCGGCGGGAUGUGAGUUCAGACAGCAGCGUGUGAUCCGAUCCGCCCACACCCCAGGCACGGACCCACUGCAUCACCGAGACUCACUGAGGGAAAAGAGCACCGCAGCACCUGUCACGCCUUUGGACACUAUUUCACCUGUAUCAUUCUUUGUUUGUUUAAUAAAUCCACCCUUCGGGGUAUUUAUUUUGAACUCUCCUUGCCGUGUGUUUUCUUCACCCCGUCACAGUAUCCUCCAGCAUCCCUGGUAGACAUACGGCGGAGCAGUCUGACGCCAAGCCCAGGACCGGGAUUGCUUGCCCAACUCCCCGGUCAGCCCUCGUACUUGGCUAAGUGUCCAUCUGGCUGAUUUCCUACGGAUAAGCGAUCAGGAUGGUAGGAGAGGCCCGGACUGACGCGGACCGACCGAAGCGAUGGAGGAGACAACCCCAGACCCCGCUUUUGUGGACGUGGACCAGGGUCUGACCCUGGCGUGCAUCGCCUUCCUCUGUCUGCUGCUGGUGGCAAUGAUCAUCCGCUGUGCCAAAGUCAUCAUGGACCCCUACAGUGCCAUCCCCACCUCCACCUGGGAGGAACAGCACUUGGACGACUAGCGGAUCUCAUUUUUCCCACCACCCGGGCAAACAAACAAUGCACUUGCAUUCAAUCAAACCCUAACGACGAUCUCUGUGGGAUAUUUUAGCUGCUAGUCAUCUUCCUGCGUACAGAGACACUAGCUUUGAAGACGACUUUAAGGAAACCAAGCUGAAUCCUCCCCAACCGACCCUGGCUAAAAAAGGCGGCAUGAAUCCUAAAACGAAGCUGAUUUUGAAAUCCGCGUCUUUUUUUUGCUUCAAGAAAUUCCAAAACAAAAGCACAAAAUCAGACACUCCCAACCAAACGCUAACCUGACGUUCUCCCAACCGACGCAUCCCGAAUUUGUAGCCAUACAAGUGAGCGAAUGUAUAUUUUUAUAUUUCGUAAUGAAAAACACAUUCAAGUAAGGCACGGAGCGCUACGCAAUUUUCUACGCGAACGAAGCUGUAUUUCUAUAGCUGUCUUCUUAAUGUCAGUUUUCGUCUACACAGAGCAACAGUCAGUAAAAACAGCCGGCAUGUUUAUUUAUGGUACAGUAAUUUGCAGAUAACUAUCGCCCCCUUGAAUAGCGCCGCUGCAAAUACAGUGUACAAAUGCGAAUACGUAUUUCCAAUGGGAUUGCAUACACGCAAUACAUCGCAUUCAUAUUUACAGACGUGCAUAAAGUAUGAUCUCAAUCGCGAUUAUGUUUCGCAAGAAGGCCCAGCUAAAGAUGAAAAACGCCAUAAACUGUCGCAUUCAUCUUAACGUUUAUGGGCUCUUACGAUCUGAUCCCCUGAUGUGGGUCGAUUCUGUUGUCCUUGAUGAAUCGUACGCGUUUGCAGAGAGCUAUAGUCUGCACUGCAUGAUAUCAAGUGCCUCGGCUGAAGUCAUAUAAACGAAGUCAUGAAUGAAUGCAUCCUUCGUUCACGCGAAGGACGAAAUGAUGCCAGUGUCCUGUCUGAUGAGAAAAUGCAAAUGUCUGUUUUUAACCACAAUAAAGACGCUAGUAAUCCCUAAAUAUCCGGUGAAUUGUCACCAGCCAUUGGUGAGUACACUACAAAUAUUACCACUGGAAAUCUUCGACUUUUAUUAUGGGAUUUUAAAUGGACUCGCGCUACAAUUUGAGUAUAAAAAAAGUCGUAUCACGUUUAUUUAGCAUUUUGGAUACAUAUUGUUUCAAAGCAGCUUCACGGUAAUGAACAGAAAAAUAAAAGUGUUGUAAAACGAAUCAACUUCAAUAAUACUUAAGCGUGUACAGAAUGGCAUCAACAGUGAUUCCAUUCGGUUCAAUAACAAGUUAAUUUAACUUAACACUUAAGAAGACAUUAUUGAGCUUAUUCUCAAUUUUUGGUGUUCUCAUCUUAUAAUGCGAGUAUGUUACGAUAUUGUAGUGGAUGCAACUAUACUGUAAUAUAUUGCACUAAAUUCAGGGCUUUCAAACAAAUAAUCGCAAGUUUUUUUUGUUAACAGUGCAUGUGUGUGUAUUUUAAUUUUGUAUAUAUAAAGACACACAGAUACAGAAUAUAUUUAGAAAAUAUUUGCAUUUAUAUUCAUAUAAUUUGUACCACAUACAAAUAUAUUAUAUAUUUUUAUAAUAUAUAUAAAAAGCAUGCGUGCGCAUUUGCACUAUAAAUAAACCAACUUAUCGUGUAAACAAAAGCUUAUUUAAAACACGAAUAAUCGUGAUUAAUAAUUUGACAGCACUAACUAAAAACUAAUUAACUGUUAACUAAAAAAAAAUUGCAUUUUUGCAAAAUUCUAUCUUCAGAAGGGUUCAGUUGCAUUUGUACUUUCACGCGAGUUAACUGAUUGAAAUUAAUAUAUUAAUAUAAUUAACAAUUGAAAUCAUAUCAGUCAUUUUAUUAUCCUCAGUAGUGCAUUCACGCCAAUGAAAAUUAAGUUUUGAUAUAUUUACAAUAUAUCUUUAUGGAACGUGAUCUUUGCUUAAUAUCCUAAUGAUUUUUGGCAUGAAAUAAAAAUCGAUCAAUUUGACCAAUGCAAUGUAUUUUUGGCUUUUGCUACCAAUCUACAAAUAUAUAUCACACGGCCAAUCAAAGUUCUUCCUUCUACAGAACACCUCAAGUCCUCUACCCGUCAACAAGGUCUUAUCUCCGCAACCAGGAGAGUUUUUUUAAAGGUAACGACAAAAAGCGCCACAGCGACAAAUUGUACAUGCUCCAAAUCAAAGACAGCAGCGUUGAGGAGCUUGACAGCAAGUUACGAUCGCUUUCAUUAAAAACAGAUUUAUGUUUUUCCUCGCGUCGCUCGCUCUUUUAUCUCACGGACUCAGAGGAAGCAGCCUUCAAAACGAGCUGAUGAUUCAGCACGGCAAAAGCGUUUGUUGUCCGUCAUAAGAACCACAAGCCCCCCUCCUCUCAAAAGAGUAUUUACUUCCCACAGUGCAAGCGCGAUCGAUCAACCCAAGAAUACUUCGGCUUUUCGUUUGCCGUCCAAUUCAUUCAAACGCAACAAAUCAUUUUCCAUUUGCUUAAUUCUUAUCAAGGUCUGCGUUAUAAGAGGCGUUUUCAGACACGAAAGGCACAAGAGCUGCUUCAUAAACUGAAGUCCUGAUUUGAAAUACAGCAGAAGGUAUUAUUGCUAGAAAGCCAGGUGGUUCAUGACGCAAAGUAAAGUCAUUUUUUAAAUGAUCAAGCAGCACUUUCAAAGGGUUCAAUUACGUUCAGAGUAAUUAUUUCAGUAAGAGCGCAUUCGCCUAAUGGAGUUAUUCAUUAAAUGUAGCCCAGUAAUGUUUUGCUCGGCUAUGUUCUCCUUUCUCCUCUCCUUUUUUUUGGUUUGGGAUUUGAACACACUGUACUUCAACACGUGUAUGAUGCAUUAGACAUGGAUUUUAUAGCCUAAAACUGUCAACUGUAAAAUUGUUUUGGACAUGCACUGAUGCAUUUUGCAUAACAC